Wallemia ichthyophaga EXF-994 is the source of this 1935-nucleotide messenger RNA. Its product is annotated as Heat shock protein sks2. Gene Ontology annotation, cellular component: plasma membrane; cytoplasm; cytosol. The transcript has 3 exons. Gene Ontology annotation, biological process: protein refolding; cellular response to unfolded protein; vesicle-mediated transport. Gene Ontology annotation, molecular function: heat shock protein binding; ATP binding; ATP hydrolysis activity. NCBI's taxonomy places the organism in Eukaryota, Fungi, Basidiomycota, Wallemiomycetes, Wallemiales, Wallemiaceae. The coding region runs from base 1 to 1935 and encodes 644 amino acids. The record is from RefSeq and is a predicted model, not a curated record.
AUGUCAGUGGUAUCUCGACAUACGAUUCAAUCUAAAGUCGUUAGCUGCACCUCGAGUGACAGCGAACAAUCUUUGUCAACUGAGCAGCAACCAACACAACCACAAACUGCUGUCCCAGCAAUUGGUAUCGAUCUUGGUACCACCUACUCUUGUGCUGGUGUCUGGCAAAACGACAGAGUCGAAAUCAUCGCCAACGACCAAGGUAACCGUACCACCCCAUCUUACGUUGCCUUCAACGACGCUGAACGUCUCAUCGGUGAUGCUGCCAAGAACCAAUCUGCUAUGAACCCAAAGAACACCGUCUUCGACGUUAAGCGUCUCAUCGGUCGCCGCACCGACGACGACGAGGUCAAGAAGGACCAAAAGGCCUGGCCUUUCCAAAUUGUCGACAAGGAUGGUUCCCCUGUCGUCAAGGUUUCUUUCAAGGGCGAAGACAAGCAAUUCUCCCCACAAGAAAUCUCCGCCAUGGUUCUCACCAAGAUGAAGGAAAUUGCUGAAGCUAAGCUCGACUCUGAAGUCACCAAGGCUGUCAUUACCGUCCCAGCUUACUUCAACGACUCCCAACGUCUUGCCACCAAGGACGCUGGUGUUAUCGCCGGUCUCGAAGUCCUCCGUAUCAUCAACGAGCCAACUGCCGCCGCUAUUGCUUACGGUCUUGACUCAAAGUCUUCUGAGGAGAAGAACGUCCUCAUUUUCGACUUGGGUGGUGGUACUUUCGAUGUUUCCCUCCUCAACAUCACUGGUGGUGUUUUCGCUGUCAAGGCUACCGCUGGUGACACUCACUUGGGUGGUGAGGACUUUGACAACACCCUCCUUGAACACUUCAAGGCUGAGUUCCAACGUAAGAACAAGGUCGACAUUAGCGAUGAUGCUCGUGCUAUGCGUCGUCUCCGCUCUGCUUGUGAGCGUGCUAAGCGUACCCUCUCAUCUGUCACUCAAACCACCGUCGAGGUUGACUCUCUUUUCAACGGUAUCGACUUCCAAGCAAACAUCACCCGUGCACGUUUCGAGGAGAUCAACGCUGACAAGUUCAAGUCAACCAUCGACCCAGUCGCCCGUGUCCUUAAGGAUGCUAAGAUUUCAACCACAAAGGUUGACGAGAUUGUUCUCGUUGGUGGUUCAACCCGUAUUCCAAAGGUUCAAUCUCUUGUUUCCGACCACUUUGGCGGUAAGCAAUUGAACAAGUCCAUCAACCCAGAUGAGGCUGUUGCAUACGGUGCUGCUGUUCAAGCUGCUGUCCUCACUGGUCACACCUCGGACAAGACAGCUGACCUUCUCCUCUUGGAUGUUGCCCCACUUUCCCUCGGUGUUGCUAUGCAAGGUGAUGUCUUCGGUAGCGUUGUCCCACGUAACACUCCAAUCCCAUGCAACAAGUCACGUACUUUCACCACGGUUGAAGACAACCAAACUCAAGUUACUUUCCCAGUCUACGAGGGUGAGCGUACUCAAUGUCGUGACAACAGACUUCUCGGUGAAUUUGAACUCACUGGUAUUCCACCAAUGCCAAGAGGUCAAGCUGAGCUCCACUGUACCUUUGAAGUUGACGCCAACGGUUUGUUGAAGGUUUCUGCUCAAGACAAGGCAUCUGGCAGACAAGCUAACAUCACCAUCACCAACUCAGUUGGUAGACUCUCAUCAACUGAGAUUGACCAAAUGAUUAAGGAUGCUGAGCAAUUCAAGCAAUCUGACAAGGAAUUCACCGCUAAGCACGAAGCCAAGUCAGAGUUAGAGGCUCAAAUCUCUCAAGUGGAGUCUACCAUCACCUCACCAGAAUUCGGUAUGAAGCUCAAGAGGAACCAAAAGGCAGCAGUUGAGUCUGAACUCGCAAAGGCCCUUGAGAAGCUCGAAGUUGAAGACAGCACAGCAGAUGAACUUAGAAAGAGCCAAUUGCUCAUCAAGCGUUCAAUGCAAAAAGCAGUCGGAGGUGGUCGUUAA